GAUGCAGUUAGCACGUGACUCGCACGAACAAUACUUGCGCCUCAGGCAGCCAUUUCAGGGAGAACCGUGGAUGGAACAGCCAUGGAAGAAUGGCACCUUGCCAGAGUUUUCUUCUUUCUUUGCAUGCACGAGCACAAUACCAUUCCCAGUGGCUUUGUACAAGGGAAAAGAAUUACCUAGCGGGCCCCGAGGUUGCCCGAUGCAACCAGUGCUGCAAUCGGACAACCUCUUAAGAAAGAUGUUGCACUGGAGGAAUCAUCUCACACCGCCUCCAGAAGAAGAAGGACCAUUUCUGCAACAUGACUAUUCUCGAUCGGGACAGCAUUUAAACCUGCAGAAAAUCGGAGUCUCAAACAAUGAUGGCCAGUUGUUGCUUCGAGGAUUCUAAUAGGAAUUUGCAACCGGCAAUAGAUUCUGGAUUUGUCGUUUUACUUUGCAGAAAUGUGCAAUAUCUCUACUAUAUAUAUGUCCGGCUUCAUCAAUACUAGCACUACUCCCAAGAUGAACUGAGUUUGUGCACGAAAUGAACUUACU
This is a messenger RNA of Aspergillus welwitschiae, 534 nucleotides long. RefSeq lists its product as uncharacterized. NCBI's taxonomy places the organism in Eukaryota, Fungi, Ascomycota, Eurotiomycetes, Eurotiales, Aspergillaceae. The transcript has 2 exons. The record is from RefSeq and is a predicted model, not a curated record. The annotation marks the transcript as partial.